AUGAACAGCACCGCCGACAACGGCGGUCGACCUUCCUCUACCGCGGUGGCAGCUGCAGGACACACGCCCUCCGAGCCUCGCAACCACGAAGGUCAACCUCCUCGUCGUCCUCCCGCCGGGCAUCUUCUUCCUCCCCUAACGGUUGUUCCCGGGCUGGCUGGGGCGGUGCUGAAGGAGAGCCCGUCGGACUUCGUGGUGGUCGAAAUCCCGCAGAACGCAGGGUCGAAGUUUACCCCUGCUGACCCGGACGAGCCUGUCCCGAAGGAAGCGCGGAAACCGGUUGUGCACAAGAUCCCUCCCGUCGACACCGUUAUGGCGGCGAUCAAAGAGUGGAGGGAGCGGCAGCUCACCGGUGCCGCCUACCAGGGCCCAGAAGUCAUCCCGCGGGACGAGGCGGAACAAAUGCCAUGGAAUCUCGCCAAGGGCUUCGACGUCGUGACGGAACAAUUGGGAGCCCCUGCCACCGCCCAGUUCCAGGACUGGCUUCUCCAAGUCGCGACGAGGGUGGCGUUUGACGCGAAGGAGGAGGAGGAGGAAGAGGAGAAGCGGGACGGCGUCGGCGGCCCCAUCGACGUGCUCCUGCCCCCACCGGAGCCCCCGCGACAGGUGGUCCUGGAGUGCCCACCAUCGCUUGACAAGGCCGGCCGCACGGAGGUCCACGGCACCUUCCGCAACCACAUGGCGUACUUCUCCACGACCGCGAUAAUGCCUGCUGCUCGUCCCAAGAUGGCGGGGGGCGGGGACGAGUUUGGGGCGCCGCCACCGAUGGUGCCGAACGACGGAAAGGUUUAUCUCGAGGUGUCAUUCGAGAAGCGAAAGUCGAGAGCGUCAUGGCCUAAGGGCAGAGGGGAGUACCUGGAGUUCUCGGUGUACAAGGCCGGGCGGUCCACUAGCGAGGUGGCGGAGGCUCUCUGCCAACGCCUUUACAUCAAGCGCGCGAGGUUGUCGUACGCGGGAGCGAAGGAUCGCCGGGCGCUAACCGCGCAGAAGAUGCGUUGCUGGCGACUGCCGGCCGAAGCCAUCCACGAGGCGCACGCUGACGGCCUCCUCUCCCAGGACGGCCUCGCCGUCUCCGACUACCGCUACGUGGAGACGGACCUUAGCCUGGGCGGCCUCAAGGGCAACCACUUCGACGUUCUGCUGCGCCCACCGUCGGGGGGGUGGGGCAGGGGCGAGGCCGCGCGGGAGGGGUUCGUCAACUUCUUCGGGGAGCAGCGGUUCGGUCGCGACGGCACCAACAACCUGGACGUGGGGCUGCUGCUGCUGGAGGGGGACUGGCCGGCCGCCAUCGACAGGAUCAUGGCGCCGCACCCGGCCGACUCGGCAAUGGUGUCGGAGGCAAAGGAGGCGUUCUUUGACGGCCGGGACUACGGCUACUCGAUGAGGGGAGCCCCGGCGGGGGGGGGGCGGAGGGGCCGCGGGGGGAAUAGAGACGGUCGCGAACAAGAAGGCGGCGGAAGACGGGGGGGGGGUCAGGAGGAGGUGGUGAGGGUCACGGCGGAGGCCGCCCGGGCGGGGGUGUUCACCAUCAAGCACGUCGUGCUCCCGUUGCCAGGCAAUUCCGUGAUGUUUCCUUUGAAUCCCGUGGGAGAGGAGAUGCUGGUGUCGCUCAAGCAGGACGGUGUUGAUGACGUUAUCCUCAACGGGCAUCCGCAGAAGGCGUUCGACUUGGAGGGGGCGUACCGGCACGUCAUGAACCAUCAAACAUACGACCGAUCGAUCGCUGCGUUUUUUCGUUAA
Messenger RNA from Ectocarpus siliculosus, 1740 nucleotides. Lineage: Eukaryota; Phaeophyceae; Ectocarpales; Ectocarpaceae. The record is from the annotation of a GenBank genome assembly.